AUGUUCACGUGGAUCUGGAAUAAAUGGUGCAUGCAAAGUCCUUUGCCUAAACGAAAAAUUGAUUCCCAUCGUAGUGUGCGUAGGAUUGCACAAGCUUGUUUGUGGACAGACACGCGCAGCAACGACGACACUGGCAUUUGGCCGUCAGGAAAAUAUUCGAAACAAAAAAAGGGCUGGAGAAUCAGAUGGGAAUUCCGCUGACUGCUUCUUGCCCGAUCCAGAACUGAGAGCGAAGAACCACUUUAUCGUAGGAGAGUGAGUGUCGGUUCGGAACACAUCUCUGUGCGUCGCCGUCCGAAAUGCGAGAACUUAUAUUUUAUAUGUCCUGCGUUCCAUUCUGUUGAACAUCUCCAGUUUGUUGUACCUCAAACAGUUAAACGAGAAGUCGAUUCGUCCGUUGGAGUGAUAUCUACAUAGAGAAUCUUUGCCUGCAGAACCAUUCUGCACCCUUUACAAUCUGCUGUGUGUGAAGUAAUCCCUAGCAAAGUGUAAAGAAAACUAGCAAGUGCGAACAUGGAUGCUUUUAUGGAUAGCUCUGAUAACAAUGCUCCAUCGCUGAUUCCGAAGGACCUGGGCGAGCUGCCAAAAGAGCAGCUAUUUAAUGCGGAUUUUAUUUCGGACCACUCCCGUUUUCCGGCCAGUGAGGAAAAGUCUGAUAUUUCUCAAAAAUUUUCCACAGAAGCAGAUCUGCUGGGUGACACUUUUACAAUGUCCUCGACCGCAUCGGCUGGUCCGCCAUCCGACGUCAAAAUAUCUGAAAAGGAUAAUUUUGACGACUUCCUUCUACUAACCCAGGAGAACAAAGCUCCCCAGCAACAAGCCUCAGCAUCUUCCGGCAGCAAUCUUAUCGAUAUCAGUGCUGGGUCGGACAUUUUUGAACAAAAGUUCACCACGACCAAUAACGAAACUGCUGAUUUGCAAAUGUUCUCCGACCCCAUCUCUGCUUCCACGGAGGAAAUCGGCGGUUCGGAUGAUUUUUUCAAGCGAAAGAACGAAAUGGAAAGUGACUACAUGAACCCGUAUGCCGAGGUUCGAUCGAAUCCGAAACCAACGACGGAACAACCCCCAGUUGACAACACCAACGAUGAUAUCUUUUCUGACUUUUCCACCAAUAUAAAGGCCCCAGCUGUACCCCAAGGUAUGCAGUUCGACGAACCAUCCAUGUUCGAUCAACCGGAAUCAUUGAAAUCAGCUGUUCCGGAGCCGAAACCUGCUCCUCCAGUAGCCAAACCGGAACCGGUGGCCCCGAUUCCGGAGGUCAAACCGGUCGAGAAGCCUAAAGUGGCACCGCCAGCUGUUCCCGCACCAGCAGCACCUGCACCUGUCACCAAACCAGCGGCUGUUCCGUUCGCCAAACCGUCAUCAUCAUCAUCACCAUCUUCGGACGAACACUGUAUACAGGCUGAGAAAAUUUUCAAACAAUUUGGCUUAGAUGCUUGGUUCAAGCCGGAAAAAUUGCACCCGAGAGUGGAAUCCCUGAUCUACUGGCGCGAUGUGAAGAAAUCGGGCAUCGUGUUCGGCAGCGGCUUCUCGGUCCUGAUCGCCAUGUCACUGUUCUCGCUGAUCAGCGUCUUCUCGUACGUGUCACUGAUCGUCCUGUUCGGUACCGUCUCGUUCCGGAUCUACAAGAACGUGAUGCAAGCCGUACAGAAGACCUCCGAGGGUCACCCGUUCAAGGAAUACUUGGACUUUGAUCUGAACCUGUCCCAGGAGAAGGUCCAGCAGCUGACGACUGUGGCCGUGGCACACGUGAACGCCCUGCUGUCGGAACUGCGCCGGCUAUUCCUGGUCGAGGAUCUGGUCGAUUCGAUCAAGUUUGGCGUCGUGUUGUACUGCUUGACCUAUGUUGGUGCCAUCUUCAAUGGAAUGACUUGCGUUAUUAUUGCAUUCAUCGCACUAUUCACCUUGCCCAAGGUUUACGAAAACAACAAGCAGUCGAUCGAUGCCUACUUGGAUUUGGUCAAGAGCAAAAUUGUCGAAGUUACCGAAAAGGUCAAAGCGGCCGUUCCCAUCGGAGGCAAGAAAGCCGACUCGGAUAAGGAUAAAUAAGAUGAUGUUUGAAGAUGGGCGUAGUUUGUAUUGUAUAAAAUAUCCUUUUGUUUUAUUUUAUUAAUUUAUUCAAACUGGAUAAUUAAAACUGAGAGACAUGUGCAAAAAAAUGCAACUAAGCUACAAUGACGAAUUAAAUCGAAUGUUUUUUCUUUCAUUUUUUUUUAUAAUUACCGGUGAACAAAUCUCCGAUUUGCGAUGUAAACACGUUUUUUUAGAUACUGAUUGAAAAAAAAAACCAAAACAAAAAGAAAACCAAUAUAAA
Molecule: messenger RNA, 2314 nt
Organism: Uranotaenia lowii
Lineage: Eukaryota; Metazoa; Arthropoda; Insecta; Diptera; Culicidae
Gene: Rtnl1
Product: reticulon-1-A
Exons: 6
Coding region: 514-2049 (511 amino acids)
Source: RefSeq, a predicted model, not a curated record